AGGAGGGAGUCAGCCUAUUUGUAUGCUGACUCCCUCCUCCUCCAUCUGGGCUGCUGCUGUUGCACUUGACUGCAAUAACAUCUCUGUGACGGAAAUCUGAUUGGCCUCCAUUGUUUGGGAUUGUACUUGGCACGUACCUAUGGCUAUUGAACAACACUCAACUUGUAUUAACAUGAGUUUUCCUGUUGAAGUAGCAGUUGUUGCCCAAACAGGAUAUUUUCCCACAGUAUAUGAAGGCUCCAGACUGAUUAAUGUUAGCAAAGAGAAUCUGUAGAUUUCCCACCAUUCAUGACUAAAAAAAAAAAUGGAUUCAAGCUUACUGUAUUUUCUCUCAAGAUGAUCAAUGUUCUGUGAAACUGACCUACCUGCUCAGGAUGUGCUACCUCAAUGGGGAUUUUCAUGGAACUUUGUCAGAUGUAGAAGUUCUGGAAAAGUGAGUUGUCCUUCAUAACUCAAAAGCCAUAGAGCUAACUACUGAAUGUAAUCCUUAAUAUUUACUCGCUGUGCCUUUUUGUCGCUAGAUACGCAAUCCUGUUAGCCAGAAUUUCCAUUUGGAAUGAGAUAGCUUAGAUUGUCAGACCACCAGGUCCUUGAGCGGUUGCUGGCAGUGUCAACUGUUCUCAUUCAGAUCUCUGUGUUGACAUGUUUUCACCAGCCAAGGCACCAAAGGACCAAGUCCCCGAGAUCUACUCUGUGGUGGUGACGUGAGUGUCACACUGCAGAUAUAGCUGUCGUGAUGGCCUUUUCCUCUGGAAGUCCUGUUUCUGUUACACCUCUGAGGUGUGAUGACCCCUAGUGGCGUAGUGAACACAUUGGUCUGUGGAGUUUAAAUGAAAAAUAUGUCCAUGAACAGUGCUCUCUGUGUAGCAUCAGUUUAUUGAAUGAUGAGGAUGAAUUUAUUGAAAUUGAUCUAUCAAAGUCAAACAACCAUUUUCAAAUUAUUCCUAAGCACCAUUGUAACAGGAGAGGACGAUUAUUGACAGAAUUGAGGAAUUCUGAAUUUGAAUUGAUUUAUAGUCCGUGCUAAAGGCGUGUCUCAGUGACAGUCUCUGACAGAGUAACCACAGUCUGUGUCUCCUCUGGCUGCCGGCUCAGCUUUUUACAGCAAAGUAAGGACUCCACUACCUCUCUGGGGCCCUUAGUCAUGAAGAUGUAGAGGAACGGGUCCACUAGAGGAUUCAGAUACAGCAACAGAUUGGCAAUCAGCCCUAAGUAGCAUACUUCCUCCUUCAACGACUCGAGCAGAAUGUUCAGAAUGAAGGGAAGAAACAGCACAGUAUAAUUGGUUAGGAUUGCCGCCAAUACACCCACAGACCUUUUCCUCUCCGCUGUAGAAGUUGACCUGAAACAUAGCAACGCUCUCCAUGAGUCGAGGAAGAAAAACAACAGAAAAGGGAAGGGAGUGAGAAGGGCCACUGCAAACCAGAACAAGUAUUUAAACACUGCGAGGGCCAGAACAGCGGAGGGCGCUCCCCACAUAGCCAGGGAGAUGAUGAAGGACUGUUUAAGCUUGCUGCAGCAGCUGUAGCACUGGGGGUAUGUCACCAGCAGGUGUCGCUCUUGUGCAAUGCAAACCAUAAAAGUAAUGUUGGAUAUGAUGCCAAAAUAAAAGAUCAGGGUAGCAGUGUCAGCCGAUAGGAUACUCCCAGUAGCAGCCUGUGGUCUUCCAAUGAAACUGAAAAUGUCUGAAACAAGAAGGCUGAUGACAUGGACAGGAACAGGGUUGGGACCCUUGACCAGGUUCUUCAUUGUGUAAAGGGCCAAUCCAAUGGCAGGUAGCCCAACGGCAAAGGUUAUCCAGCCAAUGACCUCAGCAACACGGUCAAAAGUAGUGUCAGUGUUGUUUGUGUUGUUGUUAACAGACCCUAUAUUCAUAUCUUUAUCCAUGGCGUUCUGGUCAUUUGAGCUGGUUUAUGAUAUAUUUUUGUGGUGUUUAGUUGCAUUUACCGGUAUAGUCAUUUUGUGACCGUGUCCUCAUCUUUCACACACUAGAAUGACAGCAACAGGGAGAAUGUAUUAAAUACCUUUAGAAGGAGUAUGUGUACAACAUUUUAAAUAUCACAUUUGUUUAGUCUGUCAGUGACAGCCUAUAGUACAUUCUAGGCUACAAACAGCACAUAGGCAUUCUCCCAAAAUCACUUCUGUCACUCUACUUGUCCUCUUUAAUAAGACCAUGCUCUAACUAGCUACUGUUGCUUAAAGGGUACUCACAUACUUCCGUCCCGUGUUCAUGGAAAUUUUACAUUUAAAAUGUUUCCUGAAUUCCAUUCAUCCCUAUAGCAUUUAGAUAAUUUGGUACUGCCUCCCCUUGCCAAAAAUAGACAGAGAUAAUCCAUGGCCUUACCUGAAGUAGCUUUGGAGAGAACCGCAUGGAAAGAGCGUUGUGAGUUCCUCCUCAGUGUGUGUUACCUUGCUGUUGAUGGGUGAACGUCAAUUACUGUACCUGGAUGAUCCCCACAGUAGAUGAUGCGUCUGGUACCAGGUCCGUGCUAUGAAUUGGAUUGAUUUGCUUUUGGCUUUUUUAUAUAAAUGUUUUAUUGGUGCUGAAUAGCAUGGUCACUUAUCUUCCUAGAACUGCUAGAUAAGCGGUUUCACAGAAGCUAUACAGACUCACAUUUCCCUAAGUUCCAGUUGAGCUAUGCUGAUGGUAUUGAAAAGAGUCCAUUUGCAUUUUGUACUUUCCUCAGUCUAUAAGCCAGGGCCUAGUUCCUCCUAACAGACACUGAUGUCAUUUAAACACAUUCCUGGAACAUAUCAAUUAAUCUUAAAGAAGCUCAGUCAUCCUAACCAACAACACUCAAGAGUGGUUGAACUCAUGAACUUCCCUGUCAAAUAACUACAGUACCAGUCAGAAGUUUGGACACACCUACUCAUUCAAGGGGUUUUCUUUUUUUCUACAUUGUAGAAUAAUAGUGAUGACAUCAGAACUAUGAAAUAGCACACAUGGAAUCAUGUAGUAACCAAAACAUCAAACUAAAUAAGUUUUAAACAUCAAAAUAUAUUUUAGAUUGUAGAUUCUUCAAAGUAGCCACCCUUUGCCUUGACAGCUUUGCACACUUGGCAUUCUCUCAACCAGCUUCGCCUGGACUGCUUUUCCAACAGUCUUGAAGGAGUUCCCACAUAUGCUGAGCACUUGUUGGCUGUUUAUCCUUCACUCUACGGUCCAAGUCAUCCCAAACUAGGUUGAGGUCGGGUGAUUGUGGAGGCCAGGUCAUCUGAUGCAGCACUCCAUCACUCUCUUUGGUCAAAUAGCCUUUACACAGCCUGGAGAUGUGUUGGGUCAUUGUCCUGUUGAAAAACAAAUGAUUGUCCCACUAAGCGCAAACCAGAUGGUAUGGCGUAUCUCUGUAGAAUAUGGUAGCCAUGAAUUUAAAAUUAAUCAGACAGUGUCACCAGCAAAGCACCAUCACACCACCUCCAUGAUUCGCGGUGGGAACCACACAUGCGGAGAUCAUCCGUUCACCUACUGCGUCUCACAAAGACACGGUGUUUGGAACCAAAAAUCAUUGUCCUGUUGAAAAACAAAUGAUAGUGGGACUAAGCGCAAACCAGGUGGGAUGGUGUAUUGCUGCAGAAUGCUGUGGUAGCCAUGCUGGUUAAGUGUGCCUUGAAUUCUAAAUUAAUUUCAGACACUGUCACCAGCAAAGCACCCCCACACCUACAUGCUUCAUUGUGGGAUCUACACACGCAGAGAUCAUCCGUUCACCUACUCAGCGUCUCACAAAGACAUGGGGGGGUUGGAACCAAAAAUCUCAUAUUUGGACUCAUCAGACCAAAGGACAGAUUUCCACUGGUCUAAUGUCCAUUGCUUGUGUUUCUUGGCUCAAGCAGGACUCUUCUUAUUAUUGGUGUCAUUCAUUGGUGGUUUCUUUGCAGAAAUUCGACCAUGAAGGCCUGACACUAAAGUAUUUAUUUGGGCUGGUAACUAACGAACUUACCCUCUGCAGCACAGGUAACUCUGGGUCUUCCUUUCCUGCUCUUUCAUAGUUUUGAUGUCCUCCAUAUGAUUCUACAAUGUAGAAAAUAGUACAAAUGAAGAAAAACCCUUGAAUGAGUACGUGUGUCCAAACUUUUGACAGGUACUGUAUGUGACCUCACAAUUUCAACAUUAGUAACAAGGAAGUCAUUUUUCUGAACUAUUUGCACAAUAUUUUGUUUGUUGCAUUUGUGUGUGGUGGAGGAUUGUUAUCACGUUUCAUCAUUGUCUCAACAUAUUGGUUUAAGUCUGAUGGACCUAGACAUUGUGACUGACCUAUAGAAGUAUGGUGGAAUAUCACUAGUAAGUUUGUUUUAUUCUCCAGUAGCUGCCUGUACCACAGCACAUCAUGUCUGUGAAUAUAAAACUAACAGCUUCUUCACCCAAAAUGGUGUAUGCAUAUUAUAAGAUGUGUGCAUGAAGUGUAUGAUGUUACACGUCAGAUGUAAUAUUCCUGUUGUCAUUCUGAAAUACAUUGAAGUAGAAACUUAGUGUGGAAUGGAUUAGGUCCGGGAUCUUUUAACCACUGUUAGUAAUGUCAUAUGAUCUCCCUGGCCAAUAAGAAAUCGAAGACUGACAAUUGCUAUAGUAACACAAAUUGUGCAAUGACUUUUGACAUCCUGGAGUGGUGGACUUCCCGUCUCACAGUAUUUAAGGCUCAGACGUACAUGCUGUAUGGUCACUGGGUGUGCACCGUGAGUAUCUGUGCUGUAAAAAAAAAAAAAAAAAAAUGACUAGACUAUUUUUUUGCAUGAUUCUAACUGUAGAUUCCACAUGGUUGCUAAAGGGUUAUUUGAACUUUUCUUGUGCUACACAUGUUAAACACUGAAAUGCACAGUGAUGAUUUAGUUAUUCUUAUUUUUUUCUAUUAUAUGAUAUUCAUAAAAAAUGUAGUAAUGGCUCAAUUGAUUAGUUAAUUGCAUAAAAAAGAGACGUUUAAGGUAUCCUAACAUUUACACAAUGUAAGAAUGUUAAUGUCUAUAGACAUUGCACUUUGACAGGUCUCUUUGUAUUACAUGUUCAGUUUUACUAAAAAUACGCAGAACGUAGAACUAUUGAGCAUACUUCCUGUUUCUUUAGAAGGGAAAUGCUUUUAGAUUUAGAUUAAAGAUUCAUAAUGCAGCUCAAAACUAGACCUAUUUUAAAGAAUCAUGACCGGGAUCUUAGAUGUUAUAGAGUAAAACACCAGCUAUUUCACUUAUUUUCUUAGUGUAGGCACAGCAGGAAAAUAUUAAGGACCUUGAACUUGGAAUCUGAAGAACCCUGCCAUUCACUAGUUCCUGCAACAACAAGCAGCAUCAAGGAUGGAAGCAAGCCUCUGCAAUAUUUCGGACAACAUCACAUCAAAUAGGAGCCUCAUUGAAACCGUUGUACAGUGGACAACAUUCUCCAUUGGUUUUCCUCUGAUCUGUCUGUCAAUUUAUGCCAUGUACUUCCUGAUCAGAGCUGAUCACAUCGCUCCAGUCUAUGUUAUCAACCUUCUUAUUGCAGAUCUCAUUCAGAUUUGCAUGAGGCCAUUCAUACUGUCUGGUACCUGGCAAUUUAUAGUCAUGUUGAUUGAAUUCUUUGGUAUUAGUGCAAGCAUUGUUUUCAUGGUAUGUGUUGCUCUCGAGAGAUAUCUUGUGAUUACAUUUCCUCUCUGGUACCGUUUUCGCCGUAACAUCAAAUACUCGCUCAUAAUGUCCUCCAUUAUCUGGCUUUUUCCUUUCAUCCAAAUCUCCAUGUUUUACCUCACACCGACUAUUGAGAUUUCACUUAUUUUGUUUGCAGUUAACCUCCUCAUACCUUUCCCACUGCUUGUAUUCUUCCUAGUGGGCACGUUGAGCUCUGUGCCAGCUGUCGAACAGAGACGGAUUAUUGGUACCCUGGCCCUUGUGCUGGGCAAUUACACAGUCCUGUUCCUACUCCUCAUCAUACAAUAUCUGAUAUCAGGGGUAACAUGCCAACACAAUGUGGAGAUUGGGACAAUCUUUGAGAGAUUCAGCCCCCUUGUGGAUCCUCUACUCUAUGUGUUCAUGAGAAAGGGAGCUAAGGACACUCUGGCCUUCCCCUGCUUCGACAAGCUCAUGGGUGACGAGGAGCAGAGUCAGGUCACCAACACUAUGACCAUGACUGAUAGUGGAGUAGAAGGCUCCAGGUAGUCCAUUAUCCUGGAUCUGUCCUAUCUGUAUGAUUCACUAUGUAUAACUCCUAUCAACUCUUUGUUAAAAUUAUCGGAUCGAAACGUUGUCAAAAAAGCGGUGAAUUGGGAGCUUUAACAGUGUGCGGCCUUGUUCUUUUCUUUGUGAAAAUUAUAUCAUACGGGCCUCCCGAGUGACACAGUGGUCUAAGGCACUGCAUUGCAGUACUUUAGGUGUCACUACAGACCCGGGUUUGAUUCCAGGCUGUGCCAUAACCGGCCGUGACAGGGAGUUGCAAGGGGCGGCACACAAUUUUCCCAGCAUUGUCCGGUUUAGGAGACGGUUUGGCCAGGGGGGAUUUACUUGGCUCAUCACGCUCUAGCGACUCCGUGUGGUGGCCCGGGCGCCUGCUCGCUGACUUCAGUUGCCAGUGAAUGGUGUUUCCUCCGACACAUUGGUGCAGCUGGCUUCCGGGAGAAACGGAGGAUGCAUGACUCUACCUUUGCUGCAACUCCCCAACGGGCUCGGGAGAGGCAAUGAGACAAGAUCGCAAUUGGAUAUCACGAAAUUGGGGAGGAAAAAGGGGGUUAAAAUGUUUAAAUAAACCUACUUUACUUUUAUUGUUGUUAAAAUGUGAAGAGUACAUGCCUUGCUUUUUAAUAUACAAUGCAUAACAUGCUGUAUUGUACACAGCCCUAUUCUGCAUUGCACUAUCUUUGUUGGGCUUGUAUUGCAGCUUUUCAGAAAAAUAUGGACUCCUUUCCUUCAAUAAAUUGAUAAUGUGGAUAUUUGA
Messenger RNA from Oncorhynchus nerka (sockeye salmon), 6889 nucleotides. RefSeq names its product ovarian cancer G-protein coupled receptor 1. Gene Ontology annotation, biological process: positive regulation of Rho protein signal transduction; phospholipase C-activating G protein-coupled receptor signaling pathway. NCBI's taxonomy places the organism in Eukaryota, Metazoa, Chordata, Actinopteri, Salmoniformes, Salmonidae. The record is from RefSeq and is a predicted model, not a curated record. Gene Ontology annotation, cellular component: plasma membrane. Gene Ontology annotation, molecular function: G protein-coupled receptor activity.